Molecule: messenger RNA, 672 nt
Organism: Serinus canaria (Common canary)
Lineage: Eukaryota; Metazoa; Chordata; Aves; Passeriformes; Fringillidae
Gene: PGPEP1L
Product: pyroglutamyl-peptidase I like
Biological process (GO): proteolysis
Cellular component (GO): cytosol
Molecular function (GO): pyroglutamyl-peptidase activity
Source: RefSeq, a predicted model, not a curated record
AUGGGCAGAACUAGUCUGGCUUGCUCCAGCCAUCUGCAGAUGAGCUGGAUGGGAGUGCAGGAGAGGGCAAGAGGUUUUGGUCCCUUCAGACAAUACUUGCUUAAUUCUAGCUGGGAAGCAGUGAAGGAGCUGUCCAAGAGAGGCCUUGGUGAAAACAUUGAUCUCCAGAUCAUGCAGCUGCCAGUGGCUUACAAAAAAGCAAAGGAGCAAGUCUGCAAGAUAUGGACAACUCUUCAGCCACUGCUUACAGUUCAUGUUGGGCUGGCUUCAUCCAGCACAGCACUCAUCAUCCUGGAGCAGUGUGGGAAGAACAAAGGCUACCAGGAGAGGGAUGCUUGUGGUUUUCACCCAGAAGGUGCCUGCUGUGUGGAUGGCCCAGAGAAGAUUGAGUCUACAAUUAAUAUGAAGACUCUCUGGAAAAACAUCUCAGUGGAAGGGAUUGAUAUCAUCCUUUCCAGAGAUGCAGGAAGGUACAUCUGUGAUUACACCUAUUACACUUCUCUGUAUUAUGGCAAUGGAAGAGCUGCUUUCAUCCACGUCCCUCCAUUGUCUGAGUCGGUAACAGCAGAAUUUCUAGGAAAAGCAUUACAGACCAUUAUCUUAGCAAUGUUAGAACAGUGUGGGGAACAAAGAGAGAUGGAUCACAGAGGGAAAAAAAUGAGGAUUUCUUAG